Messenger RNA from Oncorhynchus kisutch (coho salmon), 5995 nucleotides. It is a transcript of the gene dmpk, whose product is annotated as DM1 protein kinase. Gene Ontology annotation, biological process: peptidyl-threonine phosphorylation; actomyosin structure organization. Bases 876 to 2792 code for a protein of 638 amino acids. The record is from RefSeq and is a predicted model, not a curated record. Gene Ontology annotation, cellular component: cytoskeleton; cytoplasm. Gene Ontology annotation, molecular function: ATP binding; protein serine/threonine kinase activity. Lineage: Eukaryota; Metazoa; Chordata; Actinopteri; Salmoniformes; Salmonidae. The transcript is spliced from 15 exons.
AGGAAAGAGGGAGCAAAGCUUACAGGCACACAUUGAGCGACAGACAGCGGGGAAAGAAGAGAAGGACAGACAGACAAAGAGAAUAAACGUAUGGACAGACGGAGAGUGGAGGAUUUUCAGAGCCAGUGAGCCUAACAAGAAAAGUGAACAACCACUGUGCCCCUGAAAAGGGUGAGUGAAGGAGGGAGAGAAAAAGGGAGGGAGGAGGGCUGUGCAGACAGAAGAUGAGCGAGAGGUGAGAUGGAGGGAUCUGCAAAAGUUGAGGGACCAAAAUAGCUCAUGGACCGUGGACAGUUUUGUAACAGUCGUGUGAGAAUUGUGGAGACAAUAAAGCAUGUACUGUGCCUGCAGUACAGAGUAGGGUAGGUUUUGGUUUGGCCACAUACAGUUCUAGAACAUGGAGCUACAAUUCUGUGAAAGAGGUGAACGAUUUUGAACUUUGAAGUUUUGGGAGGCAAGUACUGACGAAUGAGAAGGAUGAGAGAAAGACAUAGACUGAAAGAGAAAAAUUAAGAAGUGGUAGAAGUGAGACAAAAACAGAAACCAAGAGAGGGGGCCAAAGGGUAAGAGAGAGAGAGAGAGAGACACACACACACACACACACACACACACACACUGUACAGCAUGACGAACGAACAGAUGAGAGUGGAGUAGCGAGUGGAACAGAGGAAAGAGAGAGGGAUCAAGAGAGAGAGAAAGAGGGAGGGAGAAAGAGAGUGACAGACAGGGAGUAAGAGGGAAAAAGACGGGGCAGUGUAAACUACAGGAAGCCACCGUGUCAAACAAACAGGGGACUAGAAGACCUCCAGUCCAGAACCAGCCACCAGCCUCCAGUCUCCAUUGACUUCAGGGAGUUGCAACGCCUGCUGGACAGCAUGUCGGCGAGCCCUGGUCCUCGUGACUCAGACCUACUUCUGUUGGAACUCCAGGCCCCAGGGCCGGUGGGACUGCAGACACUGUUGGACCUGCUAGUGGGGGUGUACCAAGAGUUCCGCUUCUCACCCCUUGCCAGGGAGAAGUACGUUGCGGGCUUCCUGCAGUGGGUGGAGCCCCUGGUGAGGCAGGUGAAGAAGACGCGCAUCAAGAGGGAUGACUUCCACAUCUUGAAGGUGAUUGGUCGAGGGACCUUCAGUGAGGUGGCUGUAGCGAGGAUGCGUAGCACACAGCAAGUGUACGCCCUGAAGAUUAUGAAUAAGUGGGACAUGCUGAAGCGAGGAGAGACAGCUUGUUACCAAGAGGAGAGAGAGGUUCUGCUGAAGGGCGAUCGACGCUGGAUCACUGAGCUGCACUACGCCUUCCAGGAUGACAAUUAUCUGUACCUGGUGAUGGACUACUACGUGGGUGGUGACCUGUUGACCCUGCUCAGUAAGUUUGGCGACCGUAUCCCUGAGGACAUGGCGCAGUUCUACCUGGCUGAGAUGGUCAUGGCCAUUGACUCCAUCCACAGGAUGGGCUAUGUGCACAGGGACAUCAAACCUGACAACAUCCUGCUGACGGCAGAGGGCCACAUCAGGCUGGGGGACUUUGGUUCCUGUCUGAGGGUCCAGGAGGAUGGCAUGGUGCACUCGUCCUUGGCAGUAGGCACACCCGACUACCUGUCCCCAGAGAUCCUGCGUGCGGUGGAGGGAGGGGGAGGCUAUGGCCCUGAGUGUGACUGGUGGGCCCUGGGGGUCUGUGCCUACGAGAUGCUGCAGGGGACCACGCCCUUCUACGCAGAGUCCAUCUCAGAGACCUAUGCCAAGAUCAUGAACUUCCAGGAGCACUUUGAGUUCCCCCCAUCUGGCCCCGAGGUUUCAAACAUGGCCCGUUCCCUCAUCAUGGGGCUCAUCUGUGAGAGGGAGGAUCGUAUGGGGGCUGGGGGCUCUGGAGACUUCAGGGGCCACCCUUUCUUCUGUGGACUAGAUUGGGGCUCCCUGCAUGAACUUCCAGCACCCUUCGAACCUGAAGUCUCCAACGCCACUGACACUUCCAACUUUGACGUGUUGGACGACUGCCUCAGUGAAAUGGAAACACUGAGUGACGUGAUGGACAGGGCCCCUAUCGGUGUUCACCUGGCUUUCGUUGGCUACUCCUACACAGCUACAAGACAGACAGGUGCCUUGGACCGCAGUUGUGACAUCAUGAUGGAGAUUGACCACCAGCGGCAUCAAGGGUUGCCAAGCCUCAAUUUCCAGGACAAGCUGAGUCAGAUGUGGCAGCUCAGAGACGCUCUGACAUCUACUGACAGCCUGCCUGCCCUUCUUGAGCUCCCCCUAGCCUUGGAGCAGGGUACUGCAGAGUCCACUCACACCACGAUAGAGGAGGACGAGGAGGAGACAGACCAGAAUUCAGGACUUGAUGAGGACCUGCACAGACGGCUACAUGAGGCAGAGAAGAGGAAUGGAGAUCUGGAGAAGGAGAUGGAGAGUCUAAGGGUGGAGAUUGGGGGCCUGAAGUCCUCCAAGGAGACAGAACUGCGUGUCUGCCCGUCGUCUCUUUCUCUGCCUGCCCACUGUCUGGACAAUACGAGUGCGGCAUGCUGUGCUGUGCUGUGCUGUGACUCGCACACAAAAAAAGGCUGCAUCUAUACCACGGCCUACAAUCCUGUUCAGUGGCUGACUGUGAGUGUGUUUCAGGGAAAAAGAUCACCCCCUGCCUGUCACUACCCGCUGGUGAUCCCUCUCCACCGCCACCUGCUGCUCUUCCACAGGGUGCGCUGGCCACAGGAGAGGACUGAGUCCUACCUGUUAGUGUGUGCGGAGGGGGGAGAGCCCCAAGCCUGGGACAGACACUGCUGUGCUGAAAUCUCCUGAACCCCCCCACCCCCACCCUCACUAUAGUGGGGAAUGACAGACUUCUCUAUUCCACCGAGGAGUCCUAUUACAGUAUCUUGGAAUGAGAGAGUUUUGAGUAUGGUGGGUGGGUGGGUGCUAAAGACAAUGCUACUCAUGGCACUGAGCAGAGUACUGGGGCAUAAAUAAACUGAGAGCAAUUGGGACAGCAGAACUGGAAACUUGCAGGAAGUUGGACAGACAUGGGAAAGCUAAUGACUGUCACUAGAAGGAAUGAGGAGAUAUAAUAAUCAAAUGAAGGACAUCUCCUAAACUACCAAUGGGACAGAGGUAAAAGUGAACACUGAAAACAAAGAAGACACCAUAGAAAAAAGACAUUGCUGGUUUGAGUGACAGCCAGGGGGGCCAAUCAGUAUCCUCCAUAAGCCAACACUCUCCAGCCCACCUGGACAUUGAUGCAUUUUGCCCAAUAUUAGUGGCAUGACUUAUUAACAGCACCAUCUAAUGGUUAUUUACUGUUUGAGUUCUCCAUUGUACUUUGUAUCUAUGCUUCUAAGAGUGGAUUGUGUUGAGUCGUCUGAGAGAUAUUUGUUGCACUAGACUAGAGGCUCUGAUUUAAAGGCAUUUUAGAUAAGCCUGUUUGGAGUACAUAAAUCACAGCUACAGUACAAUAUUGAGCGAGCGCUGACUGAAGGUUAAGGAUAGAGUAACCUUGUCCCCAGGCUAUUGGGAACAGAGCAUAUAAGCCUGGGAUAUCAACGAGACUUAAACAUCACGAGACUUCCGGGAAUGCUUGCGAAAUAGACCAAACAGACCAGGCCGGGGGUUGGUGUUUGAGAAGAAAAUGAUUCCUUAGUUGUUCAUUUUCUCAAAAUCUAAAGGCACAACCUAGAUUCGAGUCAAUGUCUUAAGUAGUUGAACAUGUUACUAAUCCAACCUUGUGAAAUUGACAACUUAUAUUAAAGGGGUGGCUUUUAUUAGUCAGCCUGCACAUGCAGUUCGGCCCGAGACGACCGUUAGACCUGGGCUGCGGUCCAAACACUUAAAAGACAUACCCUCGUCCACUUGCCCUCGUCUUAAGCCCUUGGAGAAAUCCCCGUCGCCAUUUUGGAGAGUGGUCCAAAUGUUUAGCCAAGCAAGGGAAAUUUGCAACAUAAGCCCGUCAGCUCUCGUUUUAAGUCGGCUUUGCGAGUGUACAAUUAUGCUCACUCCAGGGCCUGAAACUCCCCAUAAUUCAAUUUGCGACGAUUAUACAUCCGCUAAGAAAAGUCAGCGAAAACUUAAAAACAACAUCAAUGGAGAAGUCAACAUAAAAGUGUGAGUAAAAACGAAUGCAAAUAAGUUAGAAAUUGUGCUACUAAUGCACAUGACGGCACAAACACGUCUCAUAAAAAGUAAAUAUGUUUUUGUUUGGUUAUCUUUUGGAAAUUGUAGAAAUAAAACAUUCUCCUUCAGAAGUUCCAGCUAGACAGGCUAACGUUAGAUAGGUCAUUCAUUUGCUAGCUAUUAUACAGUAGGCGUAUAUUAAUAAUGAAUAUUUAAUAUACACUACCGUUGAAAAGUUUACCGUCACUUGGAAAUGUCCUUGUUUUUUAAAGAAAAGCACUUUUUUUUGUCCAUUAAAACAUCAAAUUGAUCAGUAAUACAGUGUAGACAUUGUAAUGUUGUAAAUUACUAUUGUUGUUGGAAACGACAGAUUUUUUAUGGAAUAUCUACAUAGGCGUACAGAGGCCCAUUAUCAGCAACCAUCACUCCUGUGUUCCAAUGGCACGUUGUGUUAGCUAAUCCCAGUUUAUCAUUUUAAAAGUCUAAUUGAUCAUUAGAAAACCCUUUUGCAAUUAUGUUAGCACAGCUGAAAACUGUUCUGAUUAAAGAAGCAAUACAACGGGCCUUCUUUAGACUAGUUGAGUAUCUGGAGCAUCAGAAUAUGUGGGUUCGAUUACAGCCUCAAAAUUGCCAGAAACAAAGACCUCUCUUCUGAAACUCAUCGGUCUAUUCUUGUUCUGAGAAAUGAAGGCUAUUCCAUGCAAGAAAUUGCCAAGAAACUGAAGAUCUCAUACUGUGUACUACUCCCUUCACAGAACAGCGCAAACUGUCUCUAACCAGAAUAGAAAGAGGAGUGGGAGGCCCCGGUGCACAACUGAGCAAGAGGACAAGUACAUUUGAGUGUCUAGUUUGAAAAACAGACACCUCACAAGUGCUCAACCGGUAGCUUCAUUAAAUAGUACCUGCUAAACACCAGUCUCAACGUCAACAGUGAAGAGGAGACUGGGAUGCUGGCCUUCUAGGCAGAGUUCCUCUGUCCAGUGUCUGUGAUCUUUUGCCCAUCUUAAUAUUUUAUUUUUAUUGACCAGUCUGAGAUAUGGCUUUUUCUUUGCAACUCUGCCUUUUGGGUGGAAGUGUCUGGGAACGAGAUUAAGGAUGGAGAGAUCUGAGGCAUGUGUGUCUGUUAACGCUUUCUGGCGUUGUAAAGUUGGGAUUAGGUCUGGUCCAGGGUGUUACAUGCAGCUUGCUGACAGUGAGCCUUCCUACAAACAGGAAGGCUAAGCACCAUAAUGACCUUGACCAGAGAUAGGUUACACUAUAGAUGAUGUGUACUAAGGAUAUAUGUUGGAGAGCUAUGGGACAUAAGUCCAGUAUAGCCAAGUAACCAACACAAGGCUAUUGGUUUGAAUCCCAAACUAUGUGUCCUGUACUAGCUAUUAUGCUGUCAACAUGCUUUUGUAUAUACUCCUUGCUGUUUGGUAAGCCAUUUUAAAUCAUAUAGGCCUAAAAUGUUCCUUUGGACAUUGAGGCAUGUAAGAGAAUUAUACUGGAUUUUGAGAGAAACUGUAUAGAGUACCACAGUAUGAGUCAUAAUACCCACAAAACCUAGCCGUCAAAUAGGGAAAUGGUUCCAAUCGUUUUUUUUCACCAUUCAUUUUUCCCGUAGGGGAUUUUAGAAACACUUAUAAUAAGGGCUGUGUUUUGUGCAGGCUUACCCUGGCGUGAUGUUUUGAUAGAUGUGUAAAUCUCUCUAGGACAAAGUGACUUAAAUCAAUAUAUUUACCUGUUUGACCUCUAGGGUUAUGGGUAUUAUGACACCUUCAUCGUGGGGCUGUAUACUACAAUAUAUGCACUGUGUACUGUAGGUUGCAAGGCCUUUUGUAUUUGAGCAAUACUUGAGAUGUGCAUGAGGAAGAGCACGAUUGUCACUCACUGGGUACGAUAAAAUGUCAUACAUA